Molecule: messenger RNA, 488 nt
Organism: Homo sapiens (human)
Lineage: Eukaryota; Metazoa; Chordata; Mammalia; Primates; Hominidae
Gene: COX6B1
Product: cytochrome c oxidase subunit 6B1
Exons: 4
Coding region: 93-353 (86 amino acids)
Biological process (GO): proton transmembrane transport; oxidative phosphorylation
Cellular component (GO): respiratory chain complex IV; mitochondrion; mitochondrial inner membrane
Source: RefSeq, marked reviewed
AGUAGUUCCGCUUCCUGUCCGACUGUGGUGUCUUUGCUGAGGGUCACAUUGAGCUGCAGGUUGAAUCCGGGGUGCCUUUAGGAUUCAGCACCAUGGCGGAAGACAUGGAGACCAAAAUCAAGAACUACAAGACCGCCCCUUUUGACAGCCGCUUCCCCAACCAGAACCAGACUAGAAACUGCUGGCAGAACUACCUGGACUUCCACCGCUGUCAGAAGGCAAUGACCGCUAAAGGAGGCGAUAUCUCUGUGUGCGAAUGGUACCAGCGUGUGUACCAGUCCCUCUGCCCCACAUCCUGGGUCACAGACUGGGAUGAGCAACGGGCUGAAGGCACGUUUCCCGGGAAGAUCUGAACUGGCUGCAUCUCCCUUUCCUCUGUCCUCCAUCCUUCUCCCAGGAUGGUGAAGGGGGACCUGGUACCCAGUGAUCCCCACCCCAGGAUCCUAAAUCAUGACUUACCUGCUAAUAAAAACUCAUUGGAAAAGUGA